AGCGGCCAGCGCCGUUGCGGACGCCUCCCCCCCGCGAUGCUCCGCGGGGCGCUGCUGGAGGACCCGCACGCAAGCGGCGUGCUGCUGCAAAAUGGCGGCGUGCAGGUGGCCGCCCCGUGGCAGCUGACGUGGCCCGCUCCCCGCGCGAGCUCAAUGGCGCCGGCUUCGUUCCUGGACGCCGCUGCGAGGCCGCCGCCGACCGGCGCCCGCAUUGGGCUGCGCGACGACAGCCGCCUCGCGUUCGCGCCGCCCGCGGCGCUGCGCGGCAGAGGCGCUGGCGCGCUGCGCACGGUCGCGGCGUCCUUUCUCGGCAAGGCCGAGCUCGCGCCCCCUGGGGGCGCGCCGCCGCCCGGGGGCUACGGCGGAGGC
Prorocentrum cordatum is the source of this 369-nucleotide messenger RNA. NCBI's taxonomy places the organism in Eukaryota, Dinophyceae, Prorocentrales, Prorocentraceae. The record is from the annotation of a GenBank genome assembly.